AUGGCGGCGAUUAUCCGGUGUUGCUCCUCCUUCUCCCAUACUUCCGGCGGCCGACCUCCGCCGCGCGAAAAAUCUCGAGGUCCAGUCCUCUUACUGGAUUUGCCAUUGCUUUUCUCAGAUAUGUCAAAGUUUGCUACAUCUAUAGGCUGCUCUGUAGUCAGAAAACCUGGGGAUCAUCAUCCUCUCUCCAAGAUUAAACAUUUGUCUGCCCAGCCCAAGGAUCGUGAAUGCAAGGAAUUCUUACCAACACCAUUCGCCAGCGUGGGAACUCUUGACAAGUUGUCAGAUUUUGAGGGAAUUGGGAGGCUCAAAUUACCGGCGAUGGCAGUCUUAUUGACAAACUCCUUACUGAUGGGUACACCACUCGAAGCUUUGGCUGCUGAGAUAUGUGAGCCAGAGAACUCCAUGUUCAGCAUGCCAGUUUUGUCGCUUGUAGCUCUUGUUGGAGCCACUGUUGGAGGUAGUAAUGUGCUCUUUCUUCAAUGGUUGCUUGCUCGGCAGAGGAGAGGGGAGUUACAGAGGUUGAAUGAACAACUACGGCAGAUUAACGCAGCUCUUAGGAGACAAGCGAAAAUCGAGUCUUAUGCACCAGGCUUAAGCUAUGCCCCAGUGGGAGCAAGAAUCGCAGAGAGCGCUUCGCUGCAACGUCAAGGGAAGUACAGAGAAGCCAUACAGUAUCACUCCAUGGUUCUAGCCAUCUCAAAGAGGGAAGGAGAAGAUUCUGGAUGCACUGAAGCAUAUGGAGCUAUUGCAGACUGUUACACCGAGCUGGGAGAUCUCGAGAAAGCCGGGAAUUUCUAUGACACAUACAUUGCUCGGUUAGAGACAGACUGA
Messenger RNA from Thlaspi arvense, 834 nucleotides. NCBI's taxonomy places the organism in Eukaryota, Viridiplantae, Streptophyta, Magnoliopsida, Brassicales, Brassicaceae. The record is from the annotation of a GenBank genome assembly.